UUCAUUCUCUAUAUAUAACACCACGUUACGUUCCUCCAAUUGCUCUCUCUUACUCUCACUCUCACUCUCCCUGCCCACCGUGCUCCUUUUACCAUAAUAACUCCCAUCACUCUCUGCCUCCCACCUCCUCUUCUUCUUCCCUGCAAAUCCAGGUGACCACUAAAAGCUAGAAGAAAAAGAAAAAAAGCUGCAACUGAUUGUAUUAGAAGAUGUCGAAUCCCAGCACCGCCAUGAACUUAGAACAACACCACCACCAUCAAGACCCCGAAGCCUACACCACCAACAAAAACGGCGCCGUCCAAUUCGAUUCCCGCAAGGCCCUCGACGACGACGGCCGCCCCAAGCGAACGGGGACAUGGGUGACUGGGAGCGCGCACAUCAUAACGGCGGUGAUAGGGUCCGGGGUGUUGUCCCUGGCUUGGGCCAUAGCGCAACUGGGCUGGGUGGCCGGACCGGUCGUCCUCAUGGCAUUCUCCUUCAUCACUUUCUUCACCUCCACCCUCCUCGCCGACGCCUACCGCUCCCCGGACCCCGUCACGGGCCACCGCAACUACACCUACAUGGACGCCGUCCGGGCCCACUUGGGCGGCCGCAAGGUCCAGCUCUGCGGCCUGGCCCAGUACGGCAACCUCGUCGGCAUCACCGUCGGCUACACCAUCACCGCCUCCAUCAGCAUCGUGGCGGUGAAGAGAUCGAAUUGCUUCCACAAGGAAGGGCACGGGGCGGACAAGUGCCACGUGUCGAACACGCCGUACAUGGCGAUCUUCGGGUGCAUCCAGUUGGUGCUUAGCCAGAUCCCAAACUUCCACAAGCUGUCGUGGCUCUCCAUUCUGGCGGCCGUCAUGUCUUUCGCCUACUCCAUUAUUGGGCUGGGCCUCUCCGUCGCCACGGUUGCAGGAGGCGACCGGAAGGGAGUCCGGACGACGUUGACGGGAGUUACAGUAGGGGUGGAGGUGACGGCGGCGCAGAAAGUGUGGAGAACGUUCCAAGCCAUUGGGGACAUUGCCUUUGCUUAUGCCUACUCCACCAUUCUCAUCGAAAUCCAGGCAAGUUCAUCAUCAACUUAUAUACUUCCUAGUUCCUACCUACUUCAUUGAUAAGCUUAAGUCUUUAACCUUACUCCAACGGGUACAGAAAGGGACACUGAAAUCACGGGUUCUGUAUAAUAUACGUGUGUUGUGUAUAAGCCUUUUUGUUUUUGUGUGAGCUGGCCUUUGUUGCUUUGAUAUAUUAUGAUUAAGCUCACAUGCAAGGUUAAAGAUGAGAGUGGUGGUCCUAAUAAAAUACCUAACCGAGUAAGAAUAUAAUUUCUUCAGUAUUGGAGUCUCCGUCGCCGGAUAGUGAUGGACUAAUCACCUAACCUAACAUUCAUCUAGAUAGCUAGCUAAGGCAUCCAAUAAUUUCCGACUUAAAAUUUGCUCCAACCUCUGCUCCAUAGUACUGUAGGAUAGGUAGGUCAAAAAAUGGAAAGCAAAGUACUAGCGAGUUGAAAAUGCUUCUGAAAAAAAAAAAAAUGAGAAUGAGAAAUAUUAAAUAUAUAUCAUGUGCUUAGAGAAGGAAAUAAAGUCGUACAUAUUAUGGCACAUGGGGAGACUAGAUGGAACGAAAGAUUUACCUACUUGUACGUGUUGAUUGAAAUUGUUGGUAUUUACAGAAUUAUGGAUGAUCAAUGCAAACGGUAAACAUAAGAAUUGGAAUGAAAUAAAAGAACCGAUUCGAGGGCUCAUAUAGAAAUGUGUGCCACCACAUCAACCUUAACAUUGGUCAUAUUUAAUUAUUCUCAUCGUCAUGAAUGGACAUGGCCAUUCUCUGACUCUGCUUGGCAUUCACCGGCCACUUAUUAUCUGUGUCCCUGCCUCUGCCUGCUGAAUUCCCGGCCCAAGAUCUGUGGGCAAUGUAGUUAAAGUCUAAUAUUCCUAAAUAGCUCAAAAGUUACAGUUAUUAGCUAGGUAGUUGAAAAUAACAGUGGAAAAAGGUAGUUAAAGUCAAAUAUUCCUAAUCACUUUCCAAAAAGCCUAGCUGUCAAAAUCUUUUCUGAAACCUUCCUUCACACUUACACUUACAGCCCUAGCUACGGAAGAAUGGUCUUGAAAUCCCUUUGUUUAGGUAGGAGGAGGAGCCAGGACCAGAAACAAAAUGAAGCCUUGGGACUUGUCAACUUGCACUUGUCAUCAAACAGAUGAUUUACUUCUUCUUCUAAUAAUAAGGUUUUCUGAUUAACCAUCCACAUAACGUCAAGUCUAGGGUGAGGGACCAAACCCAACCCAUUUUGUCACUUUCCUCCUUCGGCCACGCGUCUCUUUAUUAUAACAGAUCUUCAAUCAUCUUCAUGGUUGUAGUAGCGUAGUCCACUACUUGAUUGAUGAAUCACGUGAAGGAUAAUUGAUGGACCAUUUAUUUAUAUAAAGUAGGAGUCCUGCAUUUAGCCGCAUCUCUUGUAACUUACCUUUGGAAUUUGAUGGGCCACCAGCAGAUUCGCCAUGCACCGUCCACCAUAGCAAUUGGGCGGGCCCACCUUCUUUGUUUGGGCCUUCGAAUGCGAUGGAUUGGACUCGUCCUCUCCCUCCAACAGAAACUAGACAUGUUUUCGUCUCUUGAUCUUCUGAAAGGCUGAUAUAUGUUGUGCUCUCGAUUUGGUUUGCAGGACACCCUGAGAUCAAGCCCACCGGAGAACAAGGAAAUGAAAAGGGCAAGUCUUGCCGGGAUCACGACCACCACCGUUUUCUACGUCCUGUGCGGUUGUGUCGGCUACGCUGCAUUUGGCAACAAUGCCCCAGGCAAUUUCCUAACUGGGUUCGGGUUCUACGAGCCUUUUUGGUUGAUCGAUAUCGCCAACAUCUGCAUCGCAAUCCACCUCGUAGGCGCCUACCAGGUCUUCUGCCAGCCGAUAUUCAGCUUUGUGGAGAGCAACUGCCAGAAAAAAUGGCCCGAAAACAAGUUCAUCACCAGGGAGCACCCGAUCACCGUGCCAUUCAUCGGGGCCAUCUAUUUCAACUUGUUUAGGCUUGUCUGGAGGUCUGCAUACGUGGUGGUGACGGUUGUCCUCGCGAUGAUCUUCCCGUUCUUCAACGACUUUUUGGGGCUCAUUGGGGCAGCAUCGUUCUGGCCGUUGACCGUGUAUUUCCCCAUAGAGAUGUACAUUGCAAGAGCCAAGAUUCCCAAGUACUCCAUCACCUGGACGUGGCUGAAAAUAUUGAGCUGGACAUGCCUGGUAGUGUCCCUUGUCGCUGCAGUCGGAUCUGUGGAAGGCCUGAUCCAGUCUGUGAAAACAUACCAACCUUUCAAAAGUGGUGAAUAAGAAAGAAACUUACUAUAGUAUCUUUACACUCAUUCCUAAUAAUUCGUUCUUAGGACUGAGAGGAAAGAAUUUGGGCACUCUUUUUGUGUGCUAUAGUGCCUAGUAGUUUCCGGAACAUUAAAUCGUGUUGUAGCCUUCUUUCCUAUGUCAGAGCUUCUACUUAUAUAACGACGAACUUGAAGGUAAGUAAUUGACUAUCCUUAAAGAGCGGCAACAUAAAUAGGUGAAGCCCAUAUUGGAUGUUGUGUGAACCAGGAAAACAUCUAGUAGCAAACGUAAUACUCACUUCUUCUGUUGACGGAAACUGAACUGGAAUGCUCAAGCAGGCUCGUGUUCACUCAUCACAAAGGCUUGGAUAAGACAUUGUGCAGCAUUUG
This is a messenger RNA of Linum tenue, 3675 nucleotides long. NCBI's taxonomy places the organism in Eukaryota, Viridiplantae, Streptophyta, Magnoliopsida, Malpighiales, Linaceae. The record is from the annotation of a GenBank genome assembly.